AUGGAUGAGCAGCGUGCGUCCUCCCUUGAGGAGGAAGUGCAUCAUGGCAUUGAUGUUAUAGUGAAGCUUACACAGUUUAGUGGCUCUGAAAAGAGCAUUGAAACACUAAUUAAUAAAGAAAUUGAGAGGCUUGAAAAGCAGCAUAAAGACUGUGAAAACUGUCAAAAGUCUCAUCCCUCUUCUGACUGUCCCCAGCAUAAGAAGCUUGAGGAGCUUAGAAAGAAACUUGAGACAUUGCAACAGAAUAAUAAAAAUAGUCCACGUGAUUUAUUAAAUAACCUUUGCACAGGCCUCGAAAAAUUUCUCGGCUACGAGAAUGGUAAUUACACCGGAGAGGGAAUUGUGUACUCGGACCUUGACAGGCUCUGCGACGGGGUGAUGGCGUUCCUUCAUGGUGUUCUUAAUGAAGUUCAUAAAAAUAAUAACCUUUCGCCUUAUAAAGAGACUUUAAAAGAUGCUGUAACACUUUUAGAAAGUAAGCGCUAUGAAGGCAAAACAGGUUUGCAUACUGUGAUUGACGAUGUCAAGAGGGGGAUUGAGAGGUGGUUGGAUGGUGUUAGUGCGUCGAACAAUAAUCUUAAGAAACCGUUAAAUAUUCUUCAUGAGAAUAUAAAUGCGUACUUUAACUAUUUCAAUGCUCUGAAAGAUGAUAAGAACUACAACACGGAGGAAAGUAAUUUGAAUUCUUCUAUCAAGUCCCUCUAUCAGCUUACUACAGAUAUUGAUUAUGCUUCUAACGCAGUUGCUGUGUUAGAUCAAAACCUCCAAAAAGAUUUACUUCCACACGUCACCCUUAUUAAAGACAGAGUGGACGCUUUCGUGGACUCCACUAAGCAGGAUCACGAGGGGCUUAAGGAGGUGUGUGGGAAGGUGGAUGAGCAAACAAAAAUUAUUAUAGACUAUGCCCAUGGAGUGGGGAGGGAAACUAAACGAAAUGUUGGCAUUUACUUGGAAAAGUGUGAAAAUCUCCUCCAGCAUCUUAAGGAAACGAGUGACAAGCUUGAUAGGACACGUGCAGAUGCUUAUAGGGGAGAGUUGAAGUGGCUGAAGACUUCGGCGUCCGCAGCAUUGAGUACAGCGCUAGGGAAUGCAGAUAAGGUGAAUCAGCUCGAUAAGCAGAUUAAGGGGGAUUUAGAUUCUAAGACUCAACAAGUGUGGUUACAGUCAAUGGCUCUCAACAUUUCGACACUGCAGAGCGGUAUUGAACAAUUGACGCCAAAGAUUAAUGAGGCGAUUGGAAAUCUUUCUGAAAUUAUCGGUGAUAAGUCAAAAACAACUGUUGAAGGGUUCGUGGGAAAACUCAGAGAUGAGAAAAAUCUAAAUCUGCCCCCAAAGCUCCUCCCCCCCCCUCCUCCCGGUCCUCCAGUUGCAGCUGAAGAAAAAAACGUGGCAGGUAAAGUAGACGAAGCGAUAAAGGCUGUUGCCGAUAAAGUUAAAGAACUUGACAAUGAAUUCCAACGUAAAGUUAGAACGGAGUUUGACAAUGCAGUUAGAAAUCUAAAUUCAUCACUUAUUAGUUUGAAAUCCUUCUCCAAGCAUCUUGCCGCUGACCAUACGGGCAUGAAGGCCAACGUUACUGAGUUAGGUAAAGAGAUUGAUAAAAAUCAAAAAGCAUUUCAGAAAUUCAUCACGGCCGUUAUGGAUGCCAAACUGACAGAGAUGAUUCAGGAGGUCAUCAAUGCAUUGUCCUCGGCAAGAACACAGAUCAUCGUCCACAUAACAGACAUCACCGAAGAAAUAAAACUAAAAUCCACCACCGCCGCCACCUCCAUCAAACGCCACGCCCUCUCCCAGUUCGCCGCGUCCAAGGCCCGCGCGCUCGAGAAGCUCAAGCAGCUGGUCACUGAGAAAAACGAGGCGAUUGCUGCGAUCAUCCAAAAGGAUUCAGACAGCGGGCUGAAGGGGAUGAUGAAGUGGAUGAAUAACAACAAAAGUCAUCUGCAAACAAUUCAAGGUCUUGUAACUCCGCAAUCUCAGCCAAAUAAAGACGAUGGACAAAAAUUCCGGGAAAUGUCCAAAGAGUUCCAAGAUUAUGUCGCCGUUAUUCUCCAAUACAUCGAGUUUCAGGUGAAGACUCCAAUUCCCGGCAAGCUUGAACGCAACUCCAACGACCAGUCUGAGAGAGUCAAGGACAUCAAGUCCAUACUGGACAAUUUGCUUGGCUACCUCAAAAGCACGGACAAAAUAUGUCAUUUUGAUCACAUUUCCACGUCUUAUUUAGAUGCUCUUAAUGCGUCUCUCCUGAAACUCUCCCCCUCAGCGUUCCACGGCUUCCACAAUCCGCUGCUCCUCGACGCCCUCAAGGCCGGCAUGACCAAAUUCACCGAGCAACUCUCCCGCGCGUACGUCAACAGGUACAGUGGGAAAACGUUUGGUCCCUUGACUGAACACAAAACUGUUACUGACACCGAAAAAACACAGGGCGUAAAAUCUCCUGUCACUAAAAAAAUUGAACUCCUCUCCACCGAGGGCCGCAACUGCGCCAGGGUCUGCCUGACCGUACUGGAGACAUUGUUUUAUGACUUUGAAUCUUUAAGUAAAUUGUUACCAGCAAAGAAUGCUGAUAAGAUUAAUUCAGGUAAUAGCAUUGGCAACUUUUUUUCUGACCGCGGCUACAAGGUGGCCACUAAGGCUGGCGUCCAAGACGGUGAAUUAGACAAUUCUGAUAAGACAAACGCGCAGAAAAUUAAUCAGUUGCGUGAUAGUAAAAUUAAUGGCGUAAGUAACGGCUCCGACAAGCUCCACGAAUUAAUCAAUAGGCUAGCCACAGACCUUGUUUCCUACUACAACGUAUGUCACCUUAAUCACAUCACAUCACCUAGGGCGCCCACCACUGUCAACGAAAUGCUUCACUGGCUUGCUGGGCUCUACUACACGCCGAUGUAUGAUAAAUUGGCUGGUAAAUUUGCAGGGUUCUUCGAUGUACCCGAAGGAAACGGCACAACAGUAAGCAAGGCCAUAGAAGCCGCUGUGCCUGCAAGAAGAAGCGAAAGGAUGCUCCGAGAUCUUACCUUUAAAGAAAUGUCAGACCUAUUCAACAAUAUUACCAUCCGCCCAUAUCACAUAUUAGUUACCAUCCUUGGCCACGGCCACGCAGGCGGCCGGUAUGCCUGUGACUUCCUAACAAACCCAGAUGGUUUAAAUUAUCCAACAGACGUAAAUCAAUGCUUCGACCUGCUCGUCGAUAUAUGUCUUAGACUAAAUGAACAAAUCCUUUUCCUAUUUAAGCAGUGCCAAAAUGGCCCGGGCAGUAGUGGUUGGCGUGAUUGCUUGUACGGUCGUGGAGUAGGUGGUUCUUCGUGGAACUGCAACACUAUGCAAUGUCCGAACCAGAAUGGUAACCAAAAACACAACCAAAUGUGUAACCAAAAAUGUGACCAAAGUGUUAAGUGCGGUCUGAAAUCGCCUCUGCAAUCUUUUUUGGAAGAUGGACUGCAAGGCUUCUUGCCGCACCAAUUCACCUCUCCCGGCUGUAAGCUGGAAUGUACCGUGUCCAAUCACAAAGGACUUCCAUGUAAGACUCCAAUGGGAUUUAAGGACCUAAGUCAAAUAGCUUCACGCAAUGGCAGUGGCCAGUCUAUUAAGGAUGUGCUUGAUCCGUUCUGUGGUACAAGAGAGUGCUCACUGAGCCUAAUUUGUUCCUAUUUCGUAUACUUGCUGCGUCGACCCCCUCAGACUCUCGGUGACAUGUUCGCGUUCUAUUAUAAUAUCCUUGAUCACUGGUGUGCUGAGGGGAAACAAGAAGAGCAUAGGCGAAAAGCCUUUGAUGAUGCCGUCAAGAAAGCCAACUUGGGACGUCCUUAUUUUGAUUUGGACAUCACUAAAAUAUUAGGGUCGAAAAAUCAUAGGGCUGACAACCACCCCAAGGGUGACUUGUUCGGUCUUUUGUCUUGUGAUCCAAAGGAUGCUCCGUCACUGCCGUGCGGACAAUACUUACAAUCAAUGAGCGAUGACAUUCGGCUGUUAUAUUCUAAAGAUUACGCCGACAAUUAUCUCUCAUGGGUUGUCUACAUAACAGAGACAUUUUACGAAUUACUUAAGAAGUUGUAUUCCGAGUGUUGCCAAAAGUGCAAUACGCAGGGCACCAGGUGUUAUGAAAAGUGCUGUGCUGCUGAAUGCAGAAUAAAAGCCGCUUAUAAGGCGAUAGGGUCCAACAGUGAGGAGACACAACUCAAGAACCUGGAUGGCAAAAAUCACAAGGAAGAAUGCCAAUCCAUUGUCAAAUGUCAAAAUACCCAUCCAACUCUUUACAAAUAUGGAUUUACCUUCGGAAGCCCAUGGAACUUAAGUGGCAAAAGCAGUGAUCCGAAUCAAAAAAGAACGUGUCAAGAUCUCUGCCAGGCAUUGGAGACAGUAUGUCAUGGACGAUCACUGCUUGCCGACCUGGUCAUUAACAAAAUUCCAGCAUUCUUGUGGGAGAUAAGAUACAAAUUCUUCUACACGCUUGUGGCCCUCUGGUCCCUCUCACUGCUCUACCUGCUGCACAUCACCGUCGUCCGCCUCGACGUCCUGAGGAUACGCUCCCACCUGCGCUCGCCCUCAAGCCACCGCAUCGCCGCGCAGUCCCUCCUCGCCGCCGCACGCGUCAAGGCGCUCGCCAACGUCAAGUACUUCUCACCGUAA
Molecule: messenger RNA, 4623 nt
Organism: Babesia ovata
Lineage: Eukaryota; Apicomplexa; Aconoidasida; Piroplasmida; Babesiidae
Exons: 2
Coding region: 1-4623 (1540 amino acids)
Source: RefSeq, a predicted model, not a curated record